Messenger RNA from Lodderomyces orthopsilosis Co 90-125, 561 nucleotides. RefSeq lists its product as uncharacterized. The record is from RefSeq and is a predicted model, not a curated record. NCBI's taxonomy places the organism in Eukaryota, Fungi, Ascomycota, Pichiomycetes, Serinales, Debaryomycetaceae. Bases 1 to 561 code for a protein of 186 amino acids. The transcript has a single exon.
AUGAUGAGUGAUUUAUUGUUGACUCUCCUGAAUAUACGUUUUGGCAGUAAGUGUCUCAAAAAAGUAAAUCAUGACACACCAGUGUCGCAUUCUUUAGUACAAAAGACCAUAAAAAAAAUUAAUUCAAUGUCAUCUCUCCUCUUACUCCAUCUCGUGAUAAGCAUGAGUUCAACUUCAAAUCUAGAAUAUGAAAAGAUACCGAAGAGGUAUAUUGAUCCUCUUGCACCAAAGGAUAAAAGUGAGGGAUCAAGAGUUAAUGGAAAAGAUUGGAAGAUAAAGAAGGAUGCAUUCAGGGUGAAAACAUUGGGAGUUUCUAAACCAAAUUCAUUCAAGGAAAGGGAGUUAAAGAAGCUACAAGAGCAACAAUACAAAGAGAGAUUGAAGGAGUUAAAGGAGGAGAAAGAGUCACUUAAGAAACAAAAGAUUGAUGAUUUAAAGAGAAGACGCGAAAUAAAGGCCGAGAAAGAGAGACAUGAGAAGUUGGCAGCCAAGAUGCACCAGAAGAAAGUGGAAAGGUUGAAGAAGCGUGAAAAGAGAAACAAGCUUCUUAAAGAGCGUUAA